CAAAGUAAACCCACGACAUACCAUUCUCAUAGAACACAAUGCUUAUCCCCACCACGCGCGUUUACAACGAACUGGACGAGUUCGAGCGUCAUAUCCACAGAUUAUCCACGGGCCCUCCUGCAUUAGACCCAGACACCAAAACAUGGGACUACUUCCCGGGAGCUUGCAACCUCCGCUUCGAAUCCGCGACUCGCGGUCCCCCCGCACGAUGCUCAUAUCUCUUCACCAUCGUCCCGGAGCUGUGCAAUAUCGCCGGCAACCUGCACGGUGGAUGUGCGGCCACCAUAGUGGACUGCCUCACCUCCGUACUGCCUCUGGCACUCUCGAGUCCCGGUCAUUUCUCGACGGCGGGAACCACGCGAAACCUCCACUUGACUUAUAUACGUCCCGUGCCGGUGGAGACGGAGGUGCGGAUAGUCUGCGAGAUGGUCAAUAUGGGGCAACGGAUGGUUCUGAUCAAGGCGGAGAUCUGUCGCGCGGAGGAUGGCAAGGUCUGUAUUGUGGCGGACCACGAGAAAGUCAACAUCGAUGGCGGGUCGUCUCUAUGAAAAAGAGAGGGAAGAGGGGGGUGGAGAUGCUUGUGGUGUGACCGUGGACGAAGGAUUUAUGUGCUAUACAGACUAUCUGUGAUUAUGUGGUCUUUCCUACGCAACCAUUGAGACUUUUCCGCUAGGCAGGUCCUCAUAUACUAUCAG
This is a messenger RNA of Aspergillus saccharolyticus JOP 1030-1, 695 nucleotides long. RefSeq names its product PaaI family thioesterase. Gene Ontology annotation, molecular function: fatty acyl-CoA hydrolase activity. The transcript has 2 exons. The record is from RefSeq and is a predicted model, not a curated record. Bases 39 to 548 code for a protein of 169 amino acids. NCBI's taxonomy places the organism in Eukaryota, Fungi, Ascomycota, Eurotiomycetes, Eurotiales, Aspergillaceae.